Messenger RNA from Notechis scutatus (mainland tiger snake), 1082 nucleotides. It is a transcript of the gene ATRAID, whose product is annotated as all-trans retinoic acid induced differentiation factor. Gene Ontology annotation, biological process: positive regulation of osteoblast differentiation. Gene Ontology annotation, cellular component: intracellular membrane-bounded organelle. Lineage: Eukaryota; Metazoa; Chordata; Lepidosauria; Squamata; Elapidae. The record is from RefSeq and is a predicted model, not a curated record.
UCACGUGGCUGCAAGUUUGCGAUCAUGUGACGCAUCAUGGCUGCGCCCAGUUGGCUCUGGGUUCCCCAGCUGUUCCUGUAUUUGGUAGUCCAGUCGUCCGUCGGGUUCCUGGUAGAAACUUUAGAGCAGGUCUGCGGCUGUUGUGCUGGGCCCAUGCGAAAUGAGUCCGCAGCAGCCGUUUUCUGCGGUUCUCGGGUGGGUGCGGUACGACGGGGCCGCUGCUGCUUAGAGAGGGACAAGAAGAUUGUUUUGGGGUUGGAUUAUGGAAACUGCUCAUUACAUCAGCUGUACUCUAGCUUCCAGGAAGUGAAUACGGCUUUCGUCAUUGAUCUGACUGACAAUCCAUUGGAAAGUCUCCCUGAAGACCGCUUCCGAGGAUUCACUCAGCUGCAGACCCUUGCUUUGCCCCAGAAGCUGGAUUGUCCUGGAGGCAGCGAAGUAUGGAAAAAUAUCACCAUCCAAGGGAACAAUCGUAUCUGUCAAGACCAGAGGAGCCCGUGCAAUGGCUCAUUGGGACUUGUUUGGGUAUGCCCAGAGGGAUCGCUUUGUACUUCUGACGGACCCGGUUUGUCCCAGUGCCUCUGUGUAGAUCCAUACCAUGGCUAUAAAUGCUUGCGCCAGGGCAAUUUUCCAUACCUGCUGUUCUUUGGAACUUUGGGAACCAUCACUGUCAUUCUCUCCACCUUCCUUUGGAUCACCCAGCGGCACAAAGCCAAAACCAUUUAAUGGCCUUUCCAUUUUCCAGGCCCACCAACACUACACAAAGGAGGUGCUAGUUUACAAGUCUUGUCUGCUGUCUGUUGUACCUUUGGUUUUGCAAAUGGAAAUUCCCAAUUUUUCUGGGGGAAAUAAUUUUUGGAUUAGUGCCUGUUAGCAUGUUUAUACUCUAUUACAUGUUUGGGCACAUGAGAGAACACUGUAGCAGUUAUUGUACAGAAAUAUAUUAUUUUCAACUAGGUUGGUUUCUUUGUCAAUGCAUACAAAUUGGGGCUAUCAAUAAAAUAUAAAAAAUUAAUGUCUUAUUGGAUGUUAAAUAUUCUUUGGAGUGCAUAUUCAAUUUUUAAUAAAGUAAAUAUAAUUAA